Molecule: messenger RNA, 4872 nt
Organism: Carcharodon carcharias (great white shark)
Lineage: Eukaryota; Metazoa; Chordata; Chondrichthyes; Lamniformes; Lamnidae
Product: centrosomal protein of 128 kDa-like
Exons: 23
Coding region: 140-3496 (1118 amino acids)
Source: RefSeq, a predicted model, not a curated record
CCGAAGGCGGACAUUUCAAGUUGCCAUAGACGCUCCCCUGGCGGCUAUGAGGGCGGCGGGUGGCUGUUGAUGGCCGAGGACGGGCCGCUAGCGCGGGCGGGAUGGAUCUUUGCGGCGAGUUAAAGGCUGCAGGGUACUUAUGGCGGACUCAUCGAGUGACUCAGACACAUGCCUUCACAAUUUUUCCAGGCGGCGAGGACCACUGAAGGCAAAGGCUAAGCGAAGGAGCAGAAUGCACAAUGCUGUCGAUGUGUCUGAAAAAAUAGACACAUUAACAAGCACUUUGCAGGAUACCAGUCGAGACCUAUCGAGCGUUGAUCGGAUGCUGGGGCGCUAUAGAGGCUAUACCAAUGAACAAAUGGAGACAGUGGCACAGCUGCGAGAUGAUUUGGAACAGUCCAUUGAUGAGUUGCGAAGUCAGCGAUUGAGCAGACACUCUGGACGUUCCAUUCCUUCUCUUCAUACCAGUGACCUUCAAGGUAACUCAGCAACAGAAAGUCGUCGAUAUCGUCCUACCUCACCCCUCAGAGACCCUGGAGGGUACCUAGGAGCAGAGCGUAGAAGGUCUAGAUCUGCAACUGUGAGAUUUGUAGAUGACCUGGAAUCAUUAAAUCAUGUACAUACAUUGCAUCAGUCACUAAGAGAUCUAAGGAGUGACCAGUUGCGCCUUGGAGAAGAGUUUGAUGACGAAAUAGCAAAGCGGAAUAGGACAGACGUAGUGACUCGAAAAACUGUGGACUCUUUAUCAGAGAAACUCCGAGACAUGUCCAGAACAGAAACGGUUUCGCAAAGGGUUGAAAGACGCCUGCAAGAAAUUGAAAAAGAAAUGAGAACUGAACGAGAAUUAGCAGAACGUCGGCAGGACCAGCUAGGACACAUGGCUGUACAGCUGAAGGAGGAGUUGAAGAAGCACAAUGGUAAAAUUAAUGAAGUGGAAGAGAUGAAGAGUAAACUUGCAAAAACCGAAGAUGAGAAGUCCCUGAUUGAACAAGAGCUUGGCCGCACACGCCGAAGGUUGGAUCAGUCAGAAGGAAGUCGGGAAACACUGGCCAGUCAGAUAGAUGAUUUGCGCUCUCAACUGUUGAGGGCUGAACAGGAACGAGCAACCUUGCAACACAGGAUUUCACAAUCACAGCAGAAAAGUUAUCAUGGAGUAGAGGAGGAUGACAGACAGAACCAAGCAGGGGCUGGGAGAUCAGAUCAUGAGAAGCAAUUGCUGGAGAAACAGAUUUUGGAGCUCCGAGCACAGUUAAACCGUAACGCUGUCCUUUCUGAGGCUGAAGAGCUGAAACGGUCGCUUGAGAGACAGCAGAAGGAGAAAUCUCAACUUUGUGCACGUAUUGAGGCUCUCAGUUCAGACCUAGAGAAAAGAGAGAAGCAGCAAUUGAGGAUGCUGAGCCAGCUUCAGGAAAUACAGAACCGUUAUGAUGACUGCAUGCAGGAUCGUAAAUCUGCAGGUUUGGAGAUUGUAGAUCUAGCCCGUCAGUUGAAAGAGUCUAGUGUGGAAACUGACAGAUGCAGGGCUCAGUUGAAAGAAGUAGAGCUCCUUCGAUUAGAGAGUGAAAAGAGGAAAGAUGAACUGAAAAUAAAAGCUCAGGAGUCUAUUAAACAGUGGAAAAUCAAAUGCAAGAAAUUGGAGCGUGAUAUGGAAAAGCAGAAGGAGAUCACCGAUCAAUGGACAGAGCAGUACAACCAAGCAAGUAAAGAGAAAGAAGCACUCCAGAGCCAACAAAUGGUGGCCUUGCAUCAGAUGGAGAACCUCCGUAAGGAACUCAACGAUGUCAUACUCAAACGGGUGCAGCAGGAGGAGGAUAUGCGACGGAAAGAUGUGGAGCUCAAUGAGUUGAAAUCGAGGCUGCUGGACUUGGAUGGAAAGCUGCAUGAUUCUAAGGAGUCUUUGAGCAAACUGGAGGAUGACUUGCGUAAGCAGUGCAUGUUGCACGCACAGACCAAAGAGGAGAAGCAGCACCUGGAGGAUGAGUUGUUGACCUUGAGCAGGCAGAAUGAAAAGGGUCAGGAGAAGCUCUUGGAAAUGCAGCGCGCGAUCUCCGAGCUAAGUGCCAUUCGUUCUGAACUCAUUACUAAACUAGCUCAGGAAGAGAUAUCCACUAAGGAGAUUAGAAAGAGUAUCUUGGAAGCCCAGGCAAAGCAGGCCUUAGCCCAAGAGGAACUUACUUCCAUCAGCAGCCAAUUGAAGUUGGAGAGGGAUGCACACCAACAAGAACUUGUGGGCAUCAGAACAGAGAUGCAAACCUUAAGAACUGAACAUGAAAGGAAUAUGCAGGAAGCACUUAAACAAUUUCAACAAGAACGGGACAAACUAGAAAAUAACAUAAGUGAGCUAAAGGCCGAGCUAACGGAGGACAAGAAUUUGACUAAAACACAGCGACGUCAGAUGGAAAAGGUCAAAACAGAAUGCAACAAGCUGACAGAAGAGCUAAUUCAGGGUGAGGCGGAAAACGCAAAGCUCAGGAGGAAGUACCAUUUGCUGAAGCAAGAACUGGAAGAAAAGGGUAAGCUGGCAGUUAACGGUGAAGAAUGUGCAAGGCAACUGGAGCAAAUAACAUUUCAGCUUAAAGAUCAGAUUAGAAGAGUCCAAACAGAGCAAGAGACGAUCCUUUGUGCUGUAGGAAAAGAAAUUGAUGCUGCGUGUGAUUUCCUCUCCAGGGAUCCUGGUGACAAGUUCAAAGCAAUAACACUUACACCUGGAUUAGAAAAUGAUCCCCAUCGCUGGCUGGCCGAAAUGAAGACCAAGCUACAAUGGUUAUGUGAAGAAGUGAAGGAACGAGAUGGACGAGAGCUCAAACUGCGAUGCCAUCUACGGCAGUGUCGAGGGCAGCUGAAGGAGCUCUUACAGGACAAGGAGUCAGAGAGCCAACUUUUCAUAGAGCAAAUUACAAAACAAGAACACCUCCUUGAGGAAAUUCACAGGGAAAAAAGAGGUAGCCGUGGCAAAGAAUUACUGCAAAAGAUGUGUCAGAAAGAUGAAGAGAUGAGAACAUUGCAGGAUCGGAUUGCGGACUUGGAAAGUAGCACACGGGUGGCUUUGGACCAUCUUGAAUCGGUGCCAGAGAGGUUGAGUAUCCUAGACGGCAUCCGGGAUCUGGAGGAUUCCCAGCGUCACCGAGAGAUGAUAGAAGAGCGAUACUCCAAGUAUAAGGAGAUAGUGAGUUCCCUGCAACAGCAGCUGCGAGACUCAACAAGGAGGAUUCAGGUAUACCGGCACCAGAUGGCAGCGGCAGGCACCGAAAUCUGCCGUCCGCAAAGGGAGACACAAGCCGAGGACAAGAGCUCUGCAGAGCUGCUAAUGGAAGAAAGUCUCCUGCAGAAAAGGACAAGUAUUAGGCCACAAAGAUCAAGUGACGUUGUAUGUUUUUCCAGCAGCUUUAGCGGAUGGCGCUUACCUUGUAUCAAGCAGGGUGGCUGUGAGCGUUUACUGAAACAUGUUCCCAUCCAUUAUACGGGUGGUAGCAGCAGGCACUCUAAGUGCCUCUAAAAGCACAGUCUUUUCAAUUUAUUUCCUUUGUAUUUACCAACACACGAAGUGUGUGCCGAAAUUAAUAUUGUAAAAACACUCCUCAAUGGCACCGUUUUGAAAGCUGUAAAAUUCUAAAUUUACAGUUGUUCAACCUGUUCAGGGGGGAAAUGUGUUUGCUAGAUAUUGACUAGAGGCUCUUAGCUUCAAACAUUCAAGCUACCUUUAAAAAUGAUCCCUCAAAGCAAUUUAACAGCAGAUGUAACGUGUGAGAAGGGGCUGUUCUCCAGCAUCUGAUCUACCUCUUCCAUUAAAGAUAACAUAAAGGGUUGGGGAGAGGUGGUAGGCUGGGGAAAUGGAAUGGUUCCCCCCACACCAGUGUCCGCCCACCGCAAUAUGCUUCCGUUGAAAGGGGACCAUGAAUCGUAUCUUCAUUUGGCUGGGGUGGUGGCUGCCUCCUUCCCACAAUGAGAUCUUCAGUUGCGGGUGUGCAGGUCGGCCUGAGCUGUGCUCGUAUAGCAAUCGGGGACACUCGGCAGCUCUGUGAGGAUGAGGUGCCCUCCCCUGUCCUCAUGUACUGACCCGGUGUCAUCCCUAUCCUUUUGUUGGUAUUCGGUUUUAUGGAACAUGAAGGAUCUUCUAAAACCUAGAUAUAAGAUUUUUUUUUUGGUUAUAUUUCAGGCAGAAACAGAAUGGAGAUGGGGCAGAACCACUGCUGGUAGCUGACUGUAGGGGUGUUGCCAUGUGUGCUUCCAAAUUGUUUACUGGCCAGAAGUAUACAGAGGGAUUGCUUUUAUCAAAGCUCUAAUACAACAAUAUUGCCUUUUCAUUGUGUUGGCAUAACACCUCACAUGGUUGGAUAGCAAGUUAAAAAUCCCAAAAAAUGAAGGGUUUGGUUACUAUUUUUGAAACAAAAAAUGAAUGCCUCAUUGGGAGCAGAAGGAGGCACUAUAUGCUGGGCUCCCACAGUUCCGUGGAGAUGGGAUUAGAAGAAAGUGGAGCCAGGAAAAUAGGAGAGAGCCAUGUUGGGACAGCUCUCUCUGAUGGGUGUCCGAGACUGUUAUAGGCAUAAGUGGAAAGUAACUUCUCAAUAGCAUGCUAUGCUUCAACUCAGUCAUAUUCACCCUCCUCCUGCUUGUUCACUGUAAAUAGUUGUUUCACAGAGAUUAUCAAUAGAGUGCAAUGAGGCUUAAGAGUAUGAAAGUAAGGAAGUUAUGGUGAAACUUUAUUAAAAACUGAUUCGGGCUCAAUUGGAGUAUUGCGUUCAAUUCUGGGUGCCACCUUUUAGGAAGGAUGUGAAGACAUUAGAGAGAGUGAGGAAAAGAUUUACGAGAAUUGUUCCAGAGAUGAGGGACAUCAGUUACGUGGACAGAUUGGAGAAGCUGAGUCUGUUCUUA